This is a messenger RNA of Eufriesea mexicana, 1552 nucleotides long. It is a transcript of the gene Dlic, whose product is annotated as dynein light intermediate chain. The coding region runs from base 1 to 1452 and encodes 483 amino acids. The transcript is spliced from 11 exons. The record is from RefSeq and is a predicted model, not a curated record. Gene Ontology annotation, biological process: microtubule cytoskeleton organization; microtubule-based movement. Gene Ontology annotation, cellular component: cytoplasmic dynein complex; centrosome. NCBI's taxonomy places the organism in Eukaryota, Metazoa, Arthropoda, Insecta, Hymenoptera, Apidae. Gene Ontology annotation, molecular function: dynein heavy chain binding.
AUGGCAGCGAUGGCAAUUGAUAUGAUGUUGCAGAGCAAUGGAUUUCAGUCAAAGAAGAAAGAGGAUCCAGAAAAUAAAGAUAAUUUAUGGUCCUCUAUUUUGGCUGAAGUACAAAAUAGUAGCAGUAAUAAGUUACCUUCAAACAAAAAUAUACUUGUUCUAGGUGAUAAUGAAAGUGGAAAAACAACACUUAUUGCUAAAUUACAAGGUGUAGAAGAUCCAAAGAAAGGUUCUGGUUUAGAGUUUGCAUAUAUCGAUGUGAGAGAUGAUUAUAGAGAUGAUCAAACAAGAUUAUCUGUAUGGGUAUUGGAUGGUGACCCUGGUCAUGCAAAUCUUUUAAGAUUUGCAUUAAAUGCAGAAAGAUUUCCACAUACACUUGUCAUGUUAGUUGUUACAAUGACAACUCCGUGGGCCAUUCUUGACCAACUUCAAUCUUGGGCUGCACUUCUAGGAGACCAUAUCGACAAAUUACCUUUAGAUAAUGAUACUUGGCAACGAUGUAGGCAACUUAAUGUAAAAAAAUGGCAAGAUUAUACAGAGCCAGGAGAUGAAUUAGAUCCUGGUAGUCCUUUAAGGCGCACUAGUCGUAAUUUAGAUGAUGAUACAAUGGAUAAUCUACCAUUACCAGAAGGAGUACUUACAACAAAUUUAGGCCUAGAUGUUGUUGUUGUUAUUACAAAAACUGAUUAUAUGUCUACUCUUGAAAAAGAACAUGAUUAUAAAGAUGAACAUUUUGAUUUUAUACAACAGUGGAUAAGACGAUUUUGUUUACAAUAUGGUGCAGGAUUAUUCUAUACAUCAGCAAAAGAAGAUAAAAACUGUGAUUUGCUUUAUAAAUAUCUUACACAUAGAAUUUAUUCAUUACCAUUUAGAACACCUGCUUUAGUCGUCGAAAAAGAUGCAGUUCUUAUUCCUGCUGGUUGGGAUAAUAUGAAAAAGAUUAGUAUUCUUCAUGAAAAUUUGCAGUCAAUGAAACCAGAUGAUUAUUAUAGAGAUGUUAUUGCACAACCAUCAACUAAUAGGAAGAGUGUAACUAGAGAAGUAGAAGUACAGGCAGAGGAAGAACAAUCUUUCUUGGCUAAACAACAAGCUGUAUUAUUAGGUAUAAAAGAUCCAACGAGUGCCCUCACAACAAGGAAUCAGGCAAGCCCUGGACCAGUUAUUCAGGUGGCAUCACCAAAUAAGAAAUUAGAUCCCAAAGGUACAGGAGCUUCACAAUCUGGAGAAGGUGUUUUAGCUAACUUCUUCAAUUCUCUUCUUCACAAAAAGACUGGAAGUCCUGGAUCACCAGGUAGUGUAGGUACAAGUCCGAUAAAAAUUGAUAAUGCAUCAGUGGAUAAAGCAACUAUGUGUAAUGACGCAUCAGUGGAAUUAGACCGAAUUACUCAACCAAAGAAAAUUCCUCAUUUAAAUCCCAAUUUAAAUCCCAAUUUAAAUUCGUCAUUUGAAUGAUAACUGAACAAAAUGAAGUAUAUCGUGCGAUUUUCAUUACAUCAGUUGCAAUGUUUAAAAUUAACAUAAACUUUUUUUGUAUUUGUAUUAAUGAUAUCGG